Molecule: messenger RNA, 2908 nt
Organism: Tupaia belangeri chinensis (Chinese tree shrew)
Lineage: Eukaryota; Metazoa; Chordata; Mammalia; Scandentia; Tupaiidae
Gene: GFPT2
Product: glutamine--fructose-6-phosphate transaminase 2
Exons: 19
Coding region: 74-2113 (679 amino acids)
Biological process (GO): protein N-linked glycosylation; fructose 6-phosphate metabolic process; carbohydrate derivative biosynthetic process
Molecular function (GO): carbohydrate derivative binding; L-glutamine:D-fructose-6-phosphate transaminase (isomerizing) activity
Source: RefSeq, a predicted model, not a curated record
CCGCGGAGCGCGAGGGUGCUGGGAGCCAGAGGGUCCGCAGGGCGCAGGGUCGGAGCCGUGGGCCGUGAGCAGUAUGUGGGGGAUCUUCGCCUACAUGAACUACAGGGUGCCCCGGACCCGGAGGGAGAUCUUCGAGACCCUCAUCAAGGGCCUGCAGCGGCUGGAGUACAGAGGCUACGACUCCGCGGGUGUGGCGAUCGAUGGGCACAGUCAGGAGGUCAAAGGAAGACAGAUCCAGCUGGUGAAGAAGCAGGGGAAGGUCACGGCUCUGGACGAGGAGCUUCACAAACAAGACAACAUGGACCUGAAGGUGGAGUUUGAGACUCACUUCGGCCUCGCCCACACGCGCUGGGCCACCCACGGGGUCCCCAAUGCCGUCAACAGCCACCCCCAGCGCUCAGACAAGGGCAACGAGUUCGUCGUCAUCCAUAACGGGAUCAUCACGAACUACAAAGACCUGAAGAAGUUUCUGGAGAGCAAGGGCUAUGAGUUUGAGUCCGAGACCGACACGGAGGCCAUCGCCAAGCUGAUCAAGUACGUGUUCGACCACAGAGAGGCCGAGGACGGCACGUUCUCCAUGCUGGCCGAGAGGGUCAUCCAGCAGCUGGAAGGUGCCUUUGCGCUGGUUUUCAAGAGCAUCCACUACCCAGGAGAAGCCGUGGCCACCAGGAGGGGCAGCCCUCUGCUCAUCGGCGUUCACAGCAAGUACAAGCUCUCCACCGAGGAGGUCCCCAUCGUGUACCGCACAUGCAACAUCGAGAACGCGAAGAACGCCUGUAAGUCGAGGGUGAAGAGGCUCGACAGCACGACCUGCCUUCACGCCGAGGGUGACAAAGCAGUGGAGUUCUUCUUCGCUUCUGAUGCAAGUGCCAUCAUAGAGCACACCAACCGCGUCAUCUUCCUGGAGGACGACGACAUAGCCGCAGUGGCUGAUGGGAAGCUGUCCAUCCACCGGGUCAAGCGCUCGGCUGGCGACGACCCGUCUCGGGCCAUCCAGACCUUGCAGAUGGAGCUGCAGCACAUCAUGCGAGGCAACUUCAGCGCGUUCAUGCAGAAGGAGAUCUUCGAGCAGCCGGAGUCGGUCUUCAACACCAUGAGAGGCCGGGUGGACUUCGAGACCAACACAGUGCUCCUGGGGGGCCUGAAGGACCACCUGAAGGAGUGCCGCCGCCUCUUCGUGAGCGGCUGCGGGACCAGCUACCACGCCGCUGUGGCCACGCGGCAAGUCCUGGAGGAGCUGACGGAGCUCCCGGUGAUGGUCGAACUCGCCAGUGACUUUCUGGACAGGAACACGCCGGUCUUCAGGGACGACGUGUGCUUCUUCAUCAGCCAGUCCGGCGAGACGGCAGACACCCUCCUGGCACUCCGCUACUGUAAGGACCGUGGUGCCCUGACCGUGGGCGUCACCAACACCGUGGGCAGCUCCAUCUCCCGGGAGACCGACUGUGGCGUCCACAUCAACGCAGGGCCCGAGAUCGGCGUGGCCAGCACCAAGGCCUACACCAGUCAGUUCGUCUCGCUGGUGCUGUUCGGCCUGAUGAUGUCCGAAGACCGGGUCUCCCUGCAGACCAGGAGGCAGGAGAUCAUCCGCGGCCUGAAAGAGCUCCCCGAGCUGAUCAAGGAAGUGCUGUCCCUGGACACGAAGAUCCACGGCCUGGCCCUGGAGCUGUACACACAGAGGUCGCUGCUGGUGAUGGGGCGGGGCUACCACUACGCCACCUGCCUGGAAGGAGCCCUGAAAAUCAAGGAGAUCACCUACAUGCACUCAGAGGGCAUCCUGGCCGGGGAGCUGAAGCACGGGCCCCUGGCGCUGGUCGACAAGCAGAUGCCUGUCAUCAUGGUCAUCAUGAAGGACCCUUGCUUCACCAAAUGCCAGAACGCCCUGCAGCAGGUCACAGCCCGCCAGGGGCGCCCCAUCAUCCUGUGCUCCAAGGAUGACACUGAGAGCUCCAAGCUGGCGUACCGAGCGAUCGAGCUGCCGCGCACAGUGGACUGCCUGCAGGGCGUCCUGAGCGUGGUCCCGCUGCAGCUGCUGUCCUUCCACCUGGCUGUCCUGCGCGGAUACGACGUUGACUUCCCCCGAAACCUGGCCAAGUCAGUAACCGUGGAGUGAGAAGUGGCCGUCCCCGUCUGACUCAGGACGUCCUGCCACGGGGCCGCCGCGUGCACAGAGAAGCGGGCGCUGGGCGCUGCCCGCACAGCCCGGCAGCAUCGCUGCCUUGUACCCAAGUGCUUUGGCUUACAGCAGAUACUGUCUCUCUGCGACCCGCUUCCCCAGAGGAGAAGGGAAAGGGAAUUGUUUCCACGUGGGAUCAGAGUGGACUCACCCACUACUGUGCAAUAGAGACCCAGUUCCCUUCGGAGUAACUGUGAGCCUUUAAAGCAGCACUAGUUAGCUGUAACAAAGUAUUUAUAAUGACGACUGUAUAGCUUCUAAGUUAUUUUUCUAAUAUGUGGCUUUCUGUGGCCACGGGAAUGCCUGGGAAUGCCCGGAUGUACCCCGCUCCCAGCUGUGUGGCCCUGGGCUGCGCCUGUUUCGUCUCAGACGGGGCAUGCGCCUCAGCCCCCUGGCCCUCUCCUUUCCCUUCCUCUCUGGGCUGCUCCAGAGCCUCACCCCUGAUGGUGGUGGAGCCCGCAGCCACCCUCUGCCGCCUCCAAGUGCCAUGACUUCUCAACUUCUGGCAGCAUCUCCUCCUGUCCACGCCCACAUCCCUCCAGUCCCCCGACUUCUGUUUCGCCUGCUCCCGGCUCUCUUUAAGCCCAGGCAGCAUUUUGGUCCUGCUCCCUGUCUACAGCAGGACAGCUGGAACUGUCCACAAGAAGGUGGUUUCCAGGGCCCUUGCUCUGUUUAAAGCGUGCACACGUACUAUGCGAAUUUAAGACAAUAAAGACGGUACGACUGCUUGUC